Acanthamoeba castellanii str. Neff is the source of this 609-nucleotide messenger RNA. Its product is annotated as DOMON domain containing protein. The transcript has 2 exons. The record is from RefSeq and is a predicted model, not a curated record. NCBI's taxonomy places the organism in Eukaryota, Discosea, Longamoebia, Acanthamoebidae. Bases 1 to 609 code for a protein of 202 amino acids.
AUGCAUCUUCGUUCUUCUUCGUCUUCGUCGUUUGCCGCCGUCGUCUUCGUUUUGGUCGGACUGGUGGCGCUAGCCCAGGGCGCCGACUACAGCGGCAUCGCGCGCCUCCACCCCGACUUCACCCUCUCGUGGACCAUCACCACGCAGGGCACCGCCACGGGCGGACCCGUCAUCGCGCUCACCCUCCAGGUCAACUGCCAGUGCUGGGUCGGUCUGGGCUGGCACGCCCAGAACGCCUCGGCCGGCGGCAUGUCGCAGGCCGACUUCGUGCUCACCACCUUCAACAACCGCAACAUCACCGUGAGCGACCGCUACUCGACGUCGAGCAACGGCGGCUACGGCCCGCCCGUGCUCGACACCGACAUCGGCGGUGCCAACAACAUCCUCGCCUACUCCGCCUUCCAGACGAGCUACCCUCUGCCGUUCUCGACGGUGACGAUCGUGAGGGAGGCCAAGACGGGCGACACGGUGGCCGACCACCCGAUCCUGCCCGGGCCGACCAACGUGAUCUGGGCGCACGGCAACCUGGGCAGCAGCGACCCCAACCAGCUCCAGUACCACGGCUUCGGCAACCGCGGCACCGCCGUGAUCGACUUCUACGCCAACUGA